Molecule: messenger RNA, 1772 nt
Organism: Saccostrea cuccullata (small rock oyster)
Lineage: Eukaryota; Metazoa; Mollusca; Bivalvia; Ostreida; Ostreidae
Exons: 5
Coding region: 40-1590 (516 amino acids)
Molecular function (GO): GTP binding
Source: RefSeq, a predicted model, not a curated record
UUAUUAUUUACAGGUCGUGUUCGAUCUGCAAAGUCUCGGAUGAAGUCCCCGAGAAUUUCUGUCAAUUCACUGUCUCUGGGUAUCAACCAACUCUCUGUUAGCCGACCAAGGACAGCUCAGUUUGAAGCCAUGGUAACACCAAGAUCCUCCAAGGAAAGAGAAAAACCUAUCAGACUUCCUGUCUGUCGCCCAAAGUCCGGCUUACUAAGCAGCAGAACUAAUAGUAAGAACCCCUGCAAGGCAAUAGAACAAAUAGACUGCGAGGAGGAAAUCAUUCUUCCAGAAUGUUCCAACAGUCGUCCUGUCACUGCGCCUGUUCCAGCAACCAAUGGCUGGACCCGGAUGUUUAUGUCAACAACACAGAGAGACGAAUUUGAGGUACCCAAUCUCGAGGACCUACGAUUGGAGAUACCAGAUGACGUCAGCAGAGCUUGGGAGGACAUAGCCGAAGAGAACGAAGAAAUAAGAAUAAUUUUGAUCGGAAAGAGAAAUUCUGGGAAAACAGCCACAGCUAACACUAUCCUUGGGAAGUCUGCGUUUAAUAACACCUCGAAUUCACAUAUUCAGAAAUGUCGUUAUGGAACUUGUGUGCGUUUUGAUAGACGAUUGGUUGUCGUUGAUACACCAGAUAUCUGUAAUCUCGAUAAUGAAGAGGAACUACUGAAAGCAAUUGCUCUCUCAUCCCCAGGUCCUCACGUGUUUAUUUUUGUGCUGGGGAUUGGAAUCAUUAAUAAUGAUGAUGAACAUACAUACUUGAAAAUGAUUCAAACAUUUGGCAAAGAAGUUCCACAUCACCUUAUUAUUUUAUUUACAAGGAAGGAUGAUUUGAUAUACGAAGGGGUUACAAUAUUUGGAUACGUCAAUGAGGUUCCAGAGAAAAUUCAAGAAGCACUGACAGCUUGUAAUCGAAGGUACAUUGCUUUUGAUAACAACUGCACAGGAAGAGAGUCUGAGGUACAAGUUCGCAAACUCCUCGACAUGAUUGAUAACAUUCUGAUUUUAAACCGAAAUCACUUUUCCAACCACGUUUUUGUUCAAGUAGAAAAACAGCUUGAGAAAAGGUCCCAUAUCAUUCGGGAAAAGUUUGAAGAGAGGUAUAAAGAGAAUGUUAGAAACAUGGAAAAUGAUUUUGCAAAGACAAAUGCGAAUAAUGUAAACGACAAAAACGUGGAUGAACACAGUUUACUGACAUUUCAUCAAAUGGACUCGGUUUAUUUUGCUGAACGCAGAAUGUCGUUUAGUAGCAUGGAAACUUCUAAAGUACCACAAAAACGUCCUCAUUCCUCAAGGAAUCGAAAGUAUCAGCAAGUGAAAAGAAAGUACAAACCUUCAUUAUACCGCAAGAAAACUGCUCGAACACCCUCACUGUCUCCAAUAGAGUCCAUUGAUUGCGAUUCAGAGAGUGAACUUAUAGAUUGUGGAAAAGUUAAUAUUCCCAUUUCCCAGUAUGAAAUCAAAUUGAAAGAACUUAAAGAAGAUUUUGAAAGAGAAACAGAAAGAAUCCAACUUCGUGAGAAAAUUCGAAUGGAACUGGAACACGAUGUAGAUGAAGUUUACAAGCUUCUUCGAAGAAUAGUUGUCAAGUUAUAAUCUGGUUUAUUAAAAUAAAUCACAAUAUAAUAAUGUUGGGGUAGUUAACUUACGAAAGCCUGUUGGGAACAAAUAAAUGGUGUAAUAAAGCCUUGUUUAAUAAAGUAACAACGCAAAAAAUGUUAUUACGUGAAAAUAAAGGCGUUCAAACGCCGUCGCCAGAAAGGGAAAAUGCAUAUAUA